This is a messenger RNA of Mustela erminea (ermine), 2056 nucleotides long. RefSeq names its product solute carrier family 39 member 5 (gene SLC39A5). Gene Ontology annotation, cellular component: membrane. Gene Ontology annotation, biological process: BMP signaling pathway; zinc ion import across plasma membrane; intracellular zinc ion homeostasis. Gene Ontology annotation, molecular function: zinc ion transmembrane transporter activity. The transcript has 13 exons. Lineage: Eukaryota; Metazoa; Chordata; Mammalia; Carnivora; Mustelidae. The coding region runs from base 319 to 1947 and encodes 542 amino acids. The record is from RefSeq and is a predicted model, not a curated record.
CCCCCCUGCAGGUGACCCUUGCCCGCCUGCCUGCUUACCCCCCCCACAGCUGGAACCAAGAAGGCUGUGUCCCCCUUCUUCUGGGCGUCCUUCCAGUCCUGCUGUCAGAGCGUCCCCCUUCUUGACCACUGAUUCCCAGAGCUCUGGCUCUUACUCUGCUGGGACAAGGAGUUGCUAAGAACAUCUUAACGUCCACAGUAAGGCCUGCCCAGGACCAGAGGUGACGGCUCUCACACUGCUAACGAGGGUCACAGUCCUCAGGAUGUUCCAAGGGGAAUAGAAGCCCGAAGCAGAGCCUCUAGCCCAUUCUCCCCAAUAAUGGGGCCCCCAAGGAGUUAUCUGGUGGCUGGCCUGUGUAUGUGGAUGACCUUGGGCUGGGUAGGGGGCUCAGCUCCCAACCUGGGCCCUGCUGAGCAGGAGCAGAAGCAUUACCUGGCCCAGCUGUUCGGCCUGUAUGGAGAGAACGGGACACUGACCGCGGGGGGCCUAGCACGGCUUCUCCACAGCCUGGGGCUAGGCCGAGUUCAGGCCCUUCGGUUGGGACACCAUGGGCCUCCAGCUGGUCGGGCUGCACCUCCAGCUGGAGACAAUUCCACGCACAGAUCACAGGACCCUGAGCUGAGUGUGGAUGUCUGGGCAGGGCUGCCUCUGGGUCCCUCGGGAUGGGGUGACCCAGAGAAGCCAAAGGUCCCAGCAUCCCCCCGUGGGCCAGCACCCUCGGGCCUGGACCUCUUUCACAGGCUUCUGUUGUUGGACCAUUCACUGGCUGACCAUCUGAAUGAGGAUUGUCUGAAUGGCUCCCAGCUGCUGGUCAAUUUUGGCCUGAGCCCCGCUGCUCCUCUGACCCCUCAUCAGUUUGCUCUGCUGUGUCCAGCUCUGCUUUAUCAGAUCGACAGUCGUGUCUGCGUCCAGGCCCCAACCCCAACUCCCCCAGGGGAUCUUCUGUCUGCCCUGGUUCAUAGUGCCCUGGCAAUCCUGCUGCUCAGCCUCCCCGCCCCCCUCUCCCUGCUCCUGCUACGGCUCCUGGGACCACGUCUGUUGCGGCCCCUGCUAGGCUUCCUGGGGGCCCUGGCCGUGGGCACACUUUGUGGGGACGCGCUGCUCCACCUGCUGCCACAUGCACAAGGGGGGCAGCAUGCUGGACCUAGCGGACGACCAGAGGAGGAUCUGGGACCGGGACUGUCAGUACUUGGAGGUCUCCUCCUGCUCUUUGUGCUGGAAAACAUGCUAGGGCUUUUGCGGCGUCGUCGAGGGCUCAGGCCAAGAUGCUGCAGGCAAAAAAGAAAGGAUCUCAGGGUACCGACCCUGGACCUGGAGGAUGGCAGUGGGAUGGCCCUUCAGUCCCUACAGGCAGCUCCAGAGCCAGAAGCUCAGGGCCGCGGUGAGCAAGCCAGCCAGCCCCUACCGGCCCCAGCCCCCGCUGGGCACCAAGGCCACAGUCAUGGGCACCAGGGUGGCGGUGGUGCCCACAUCACGUGGAUGGUCCUCCUGGGAGACGGUCUGCACAACCUCACUGAUGGGCUGGCCAUAGGUGCUGCCUUCUCCGAUGGCUUCUCCAGUGGCCUCAGCACCACCCUGGCUGUCUUCUGCCACGAGCUCCCCCAUGAACUGGGUGACUUCGCAAUGCUGCUCCAGGCAGGCCUGUCCUUCCGGCGGCUGCUGCUGCUGAGCCUGGUGUCUGGAGCUCUGGGACUAGGGGGUGCAGCCCUGGGGGUGGGGCUCAGUUUGGGCCCUGUCCCCCUCACUCCCUGGGUGUUUGGGGUCACUGCUGGGGUCUUCCUCUAUGUGGCCCUUGUGGACAUGCUACCAGCCCUGCUUCGACCUCCUGAGCCCCUCCCUAUGCUCCAUGUGCUACUGCAGGGUAUGGGGCUGCUGCUGGGGGGCGGCCUCAUGGUCACCAUAGCCCUGCUGGAGGAGGAGCUGCGGCCCCCGGUCUCUGAUGGCUGAUGGGGACCAGCGGAAAGGUUGCCCUUCCUUCCCCCCAACCACAGGAAUGGAGGCGGGACACAGGGCCAGUAGGAGCAACAGGAUUUUAAUAAACAGAACCCAUCCCAAA